Messenger RNA from Hemibagrus wyckioides, 10739 nucleotides. It is a transcript of the gene znf106a, whose product is annotated as zinc finger protein 106a. The record is from RefSeq and is a predicted model, not a curated record. Gene Ontology annotation, molecular function: zinc ion binding; SH3 domain binding; RNA binding. Lineage: Eukaryota; Metazoa; Chordata; Actinopteri; Siluriformes; Bagridae. Gene Ontology annotation, cellular component: membrane; cytosol. Bases 3701 to 8593 code for a protein of 1630 amino acids. The transcript has 21 exons.
AUGCCUGUUUCGGUUUCCUCCUGAUUCAGACUACUGCAUUCACACAUGGCUAUUUAAGCAUUUUCAUCAAACCGUGUUUAUCGUGUGGGUCUUUCAAACUAUUUGUUACUCAGGGACUGUUAUUUUGAAAGCUGUGUGUUUGGUGGACGGCAAAAAAGAAAAAGAAUUACAUCUCGGGGAAGGUGAGAGCGUUUAUGAUGAGCAAAAAAAAGUUUUAAAAAUAAACCAAAGGAUAUUCAGACGAAGUGCAAACUCCGCUUAGAUUAAGAGGUACUUAUGACAGUGCAUCAUCUCGCACGUGUGUUUGUCGCGCGUGCAUUCUCGGUUGGCUAAGUUGCACAGUGUUUACUAAGGGAGCUAGCUGUGUUGUUAGCUAACUUAUUCCCCGCUUCAUUUCGCAAAUUUGUUUUUAGCGUGCUUUUAUGGUACGGGUGUUUUUUCUCUAAUAGCGUUGUUUUGGAGUUUAUCGAUUUAGAUAAAUAGCUAACCCGGUGUUUAUAUCCUCCGUGUAGCAUUAGCUAGGUAGUAUUUAGCUGGAAUGGCGGGUUAUUGUGUGGAAGUGGGCGUGUAAAUAAACUAAAACGCUGAUUUCAUAUAACUUCAUUAUAAAUAAGGUAAAAUGGUCGGAAGUCCAUUAAUAAAACAAACAAGCAAAAAAAAUCAUGUGAGAUCGAUUAGGCCAUAAUAUAAAUACUAACUUUUAACUCUCCAGUCGUACAUUAAAAUUGGCAAAAGAUUUGGGACACCCAUCCAAUUCAUUGAACUCAGGUGUUGUUUUUCAGGGGUUGGGCUUGGCGCCUUAGUUCCAGUGAAAGGAACUCUUAAUGCUCAGCAUGCCAGGAGAUUUUGAACAGUUUCAUGCUCCCAACCUUGGACAAUUUCAUACUACCAAAACUAGUUCAUCCAUGUCUUUGUGCACUGGUGCACAGUCAUGGUGGAACAGGAAGGGGGUCAUCCCCAAACUGUUCCACAAAGUUGGGAGCAUGGAAUUGUCCAAAAUGUCUUGGUAUGUUGAAGCAUUAAGAGUUCCUUUCACUGGAACUAAGGGGCCAAGCCCAACCCCUGAAUUUAAUGAUCUAGAGGGGUGUCCCAAAACUUUUGGCAAUAAAGCUGGUUUUAUUGUCCACUUCUGUUCGAUGUAGCAGCAGUCCUAAAGUUACCUAAAUUUGUUGCUGUUUUUCAACCACUAAUUUCCAACAUGGUUUUAUUAUUAUACAGGAUUUUUUUUUUACAUCAUGCUGUAGAAGAGAGCGGUCUGAGUAAGGUCCACGUUUCGAGACAUUGAAACACUAGAUUGCUUUAAACACCUUUAAUAUUGAAUUCUUACCUGGAUCCCCUCCACACCUUUACACUGAGCUCGGUCCCAGUGUAGCACCGAAGAGCUUAAAUGAGAUUGUUUGUUUACUGUUUUACCUUUGAAAAAUCAAUGUGCAAGGACUGAAUGUAUGCCAAGAAACCAUCAAAAUGACCUUUACUGUGGUUACUGGGUGUGUUUGCAUAAGACUAGGAGUCCAGAACGAAUGUAUUACACAGUGUCACAACAUUACUUUUAAAACAUUUUGGAUUUUAUUAUAAUUAACUUGCUGUAGUGACACACACAAUGUCCCCUAUACCUUACGCUAAGACUACAUUUUCUGAUAAAGAAAGAUUCCCUCUUCUAGUGAAAAUGAUGUUUACACAGAUUUGAUCAACCUAUAUUAGUCCAAACGAAUCUGAGCAUGUUGCACAAGGAAAGCAUUUGAUAUUCCCAUGCAAUAGACUAGAUUGUAUGUACCCUGGAACACUAGGGUAUGGAGAAUAAUUGUGGCUGUAAAUCUCAUGCUUGACAAAUUAUCUUCAACCUCGCAUGCAUAAAAAUACUUCGGAUCCAAUUCUGAUCAAUCGGAUUGAAUCAGUCCUGAUAUGGAUGCUCUAACAGAUUGUUCCAAAAUAACAUUAUGUUUUUAAUUUGAUUUCAAAAUUUGAAGCUCUCUUAUGGCUCAUGGAGAAAUUAAAACUGCAGGACUAAACAAGCACUUAGCUGGGAGGUCAUAUGGUACAUUGAGGGUUGGGUGUAUUUUAUGCUGUAACAGGCACCGUGUGACCUGCUUUAAGGAGUUUUCCAGAACGCACUCCAGGGCAUCACACUUGCCCAGACACAGUAGUGGUCUGCUUUUAGCCCGGUGAGCAGCGUACACUGCUCAUGACAUUUAUGCUGGCAGUAGUGCUUGAGGCUCUGACCCCUUGAAGGUUUUCCAGCUUCAUGCAUAGUGCUGUGUAUUCUAAGUCUGAGUUGAUUCCUUAUACAUGUGUUGAUGUAUAAUUAGAUAGAUAAAUAAGUCAGGGUAUUUGCUGUACAUGCACAUGACUGAGAAAUACAUGGCUCCUUUCCUUGAAUUUGUUUGUUUGGAACUAAUCCUCUACAAGUGCAUACAUUCUCACUGUUGGUGAUCAAAUCUUUCUAAAUGCAAAUAUAUGAUAACCCUCAUAAUAAGUGCAUUUACGUACAAGUUAAGAGCUUGCUUUUGCUCAGGCAAAUGUAUGUGUUGUUAACAAUUUCCUCUUUCAGAUAUACAGUGCAUUUCUGUUAUGGGCUAAAAUAUAUCAUCACCACCAUCAUGGGGAAAACCCAGACCUGCAUUUUGUGUGAAAUUGUCUACAACUCCAAACAGGAGAUGGAUGAGCAUAUGAGAAGUAUGCUUCAUCAUCGCGAGCUGGAGAAUCUUAAAGGCCGUCUUCAAAAGGACAAGCUGAAGAGGCUGCCAUAGGACAAGAAUAUAUAUAGGCAUUUUGGAAUCAACAAGCAAGGCCAGCAUAGAGCAACUGUCUCUCAUGUGACUGUUAUGUUGACCGCUGGAAUGUGAAAAGUGAGACUGCAACAGAGGAAACGCAAAUAACCUUGAGAACAUGAUACUGGCUAAAAUGCCAAUACUUCAUUGUUUUGUAACAGAUAAACACAUUACUGUUUUACAUUAAUUUAUGUGUGUGUGUUUGUGUGUGUAUGUAUAAAGGUGCACAGUCUUUAGCCUAAUAAAUCUUUAGUACUGUUUUUAAUGCCAUUCAGCCCUGACCCACUUUUUGGUGGGAUAGGUCAAUUGUUUGGUCUUUUAGCUCACAAGCUGGGCAUUUCUGGAGCUUUUGUAGGGAGUGGGGGUUUGCUACAGACAGCUGCCCGCAGCUCCUAUUACAGCAAAUGCUGGAGAGACCCACCCUGAUGCACUUCAGAACUAAGAAAUGAGAGAGAGAGAGGUAGGGAGGGUGUGGGAGGGCAGAAACUAAAGUGGGCUGCUUGUUAGGCAUUCACCGCAGAGCGCAGCAGACACCAUCGUGGCAGCGUGCGAGGGCUCGGCUGCAACAGAGAGGGUGCUGGCCUCUCUUGAGCUCCAGGCUCCUUUUCUGGUGGCAGAAACAUCAUGCCAAAGGCCCACUUUUUGCAUGAAAUGAAGCUUUGAACACCCUCUACAAGAUCAGGAAGAUCCAGCUGUUUUUCUUUAUGUUUUUGGUACAUUAACACAAGAAUAAGCCAGUUUGCCUCCUGAUCAUUUUUUUUCCACUGGAUUUUUUUUUUAAAUUUAUUUUGAUUACUUUUGAGCUGGGGAAGUUCUCUUCAUUUCGAAAGAAGCCUACGGGUAUGCUUUUUUCCCAAGAUUUGCUGGAAACAAAAGUCAAGGCCUAAGUUGCCCUCCAGACUCCUGGCAUCCACUUUUGCAAGCAGGUAGCCAUGCCUGAGGGUAGCAUUCAUCGGCCACUGUCCCCUCUCCUUCCCAGGGACUGUGGGCACGAGUGUCGGGCAUGUGGGGUGACUGUGAAAAGCCUGACAGAGUAUGCAGAUCACAUCUCCAGCCCCAUGCACAAGCAGCGUGUGGAAGCCUUUGACCACCAGAUAUCUAAAGUAGACCAGGAUGAGGGCUACUUUGAUAAAGAGAUGGUGGAGCUCAUUGAAAAACGGAAGAAAUUCAUCAGACAAGAGGAAGCAGCUUUGAAGAGGGCCAGAGAGGAAAGAGAGACCAUGAGAAAGUGGCAAGAUAUUAAGGAACAGUGGCACGAUCCUAGGCAGUGGCGCCACCAACAAGGUGGCUCUUGGGGCCCAAGAUUCCCCAACUUUCCCCUGCCAUCCAGAGGUGGAUUGAAUACCAACUUGCAUGAACCACACAGAGGCCCCGAGUUUGAUUGUGACAGUUGGAACAGACGCCAGAUUAGGAGCGCCACUUGGCAUGCUGAAGGGCCCCCUGACUUGCAGAGAUGGCAAUCCUUUGAUGGACGAGGAAGAAGCUUGCACAGUAGGGGAAACUAUUGGGGAGGAAGACCGGGAAUGUAUGCAGGUUGCCCUCCACAGCAGAGAAACCAGUCAGCCUGGUCCAACACAGAAGGCAACAGAGGGAACUUUGACAGACAAAAUGACUUGAAUUGGCAACACUCCAAAGCUAAUCACUGCACUGCAGUAUCUAGGAUACAUCACCUGCAGAAACCACAUCAUAGUACUGAGAGCCAGAAAAAGUUCUUCCAAAAACAGGAAGGUUGUGCAGAGAAUGAUCCUGGAAAGGGGAAGGGGAAGUGUGACAAGACCCAUCGUUGGGCACCAUAUCCUCCAACUUUGCUUGGAGAUCCUUUAUCUCAAAGUGAUGUCCAGCCUUCUACAGAUAACGUGAAUUUUGACUCUCCUGGGCAUAGUAACAAACGAGAUUUGAAUGUAAACAACCAAGACUUGGAGCAAAAAAAUGACGUGGAAGAGUGCAGAAAGCAGAGUCCCAUUAAGAGAAAUGACAGCAGUGGGAAAACACAGAGACUAAAUCAUACAUCUUCACCACCUUCUUCCUUGCCUUCACCUUCUCAAAAACUUGAGAGGCCCACCAAGCAUUCUGAAAAAAGUGUUGCUGCUGACCCUGGUUCAGUGACUAAUCUCAGUCGAACAUCAAGUCAAGACUCUGUUACCUCUAAAGCUUCAAAGCAUUCUCACUCAAGCUCCAGGUCCCCUCCAGCUGUAUCGACUGACCAAGAACGGGAACAUCUGCUUUCUGUAAUGCUGCGCAAAGCAAAGGAGAACCUUUUGCAUAAUCAUACCUCAGUAGAAAAGUCUGCUACAGAAGACGACUUCCGAGGUGCUGAACUGCAUAUCCAAGAAGAUGAGUUGUUAGAAGUUUCAGAGUUAAGCAGUACAAAAGAUUGCAGUAGAAGUAAGAAGAAAUCAAAGGAGCACAACGGAAGAAGGAAAGAAGAGGAGCACAAUGAAAAGAGCAAAGAAUGGCAGUCCCACGGAACUGAGGUAGCUGUGCCAUCUGACUGCUCAACAAACGACAUCAAUAUGCUGUCUCUGCAAUCACUGCAGGUCAGCACAUCCACCAUGGACCGGGAAGAUGAGGAUGAUGGAGCUGAAAGGGAGGAAGAUCUUGUUCAAGAUCACGGAACACAAGCUACAGAUGAAGGCAUGUCUGACAGUGAGGGCAGCCGCACAAGCCACUCUCUUGCCACGGUGCCUUCCCUGAAAAAGCUGGCCCUGCCUGCUAGUCUCACGCGGGAUUUGAACCGGCACAUUGGCAGCAAAGGCAAAGGAAUUGCCCAUGAGCCCAACCUGAACAUUGCACGGCGUUUCAGGAACGUAAGUGGCACACAUGAGAAUGAAAAAGACAGUGGCCUGAAGCCCACCCUGCGACACCUCAUCAGCUCCUCUGCCUCCAGAAGAAAUGUUAACUGGGACCAGGUAUAUCAGGAGGUCCAUCGCAAAAAGCAGGAGCAGGGCAAGGGUUUGCCGAGGUUUGGAAUAGAGAUGGUGCCCAAAGAGCCAGAGGGUACAAGCCACAUGGAAGAUGAUGUUCCACUUUGUGAAGGCUUCCAUUGGGACUCUGUAGCUGAUGUGUCUGUAUUUCCGCGCAAACGCAACAUGUCAGAAAGCAGUGUUGUCACCUAUAGCACUACAGCAUCCCGUUCACUCCUCAGAGAAGCAGAACCAACUUCUGUCAUGAACUUACAAAACACUGCCAAGGCAAGGCUUCAGACUGCUCCCUCACCUAAAGAGAAGGAUUGUGAUGAUCAAAGGGAUAAUAAGGGCAUAGCUCAAGCCAAAGAACACGUAAAGGAAAUGGAUGUACAAAAGCCUGUCCAGGACACAGAGCCUGUGGAUGCUGAGAGUAGUUGCAUGUCAAGCGCUGAGCUGAAUGGAGCAAAGAAACGCAGAGCAGUGGGGGACGUGGCAUCCCCAGAAAUUCCUAAUGCAGAAAGAAAAAACAAGAGGCUGAAAAUCAAGCCUAAGAAAGAACUCUCUCAGUUAGACGAGUUGUUGGCAGUUUCUUUGCGGGAGGAGGAACUGAACAGCUCUCUGCAGGCAGUGGAUAGCAGUUUGAUCCAGGCUCGAUCAGCCCUGCAGUCUGCCUAUAUGGAAGUGCAGCGUCUGCUAAUGGUCAAACAGCAGGUAACCGCAGAGAUGAGUUCCCUGAGGACCAAGCGUAUAGAAAUUCUACAAGGGUUACAAGGAGGGUCUGAUUCUCCAACAAGAAACUGUGAUGAGAACCUGAGCACUUCACCAAUCCUACCAUUGCCCUCUUUGGCCUCGCCCGAAAAUAAUGUUAAGCCCAGUUAUCCAGCUACUACUUCUUCCAUCCUCUCACCAUCGCCCACCUCUAGCCCACCUGUUUUUGCAAUCAAACAGGAGCGUUUGUCACCCAUAACUGUCAACCCAGCACGAGAGCCUACAGGCAGCCCACUUUCUGGCCUUCACAGUACCACUCCAGAGCAAUCUGCAGCAGCUGCCACUGAGACUGAUGUGGAACCUGUCAGUUUAGAUGCCAAUAUAAAGUGCAGUCUUAAUGUAAAGCUGUGUCAGAAGAAUAUAGAAUGUGCCCAGGAUCAAAAGUCAGAGCUGUCUCCUGACCAUCAAGCUUACCUUGCAUCUCAGGAGCAUACGCAAGAUCUUAACCCAGUCUCUCCUAAGUGCUCUCCACCACACAAUAGCCCAGACGCUAAAGCUGGAAAGCGUAUAAGAAAGCUGAAAAAGAAGAGGGUUCUGAGAAACACACAGACAAGCAAGCAGCCAGACAUCAGUGACUCCGAGCAAGAUUCCAGUCAACCGGUCCGGCCUGUUCGCAAGCUACGUUCUCGCCGGCGCAACAUUGGCUCAUGCUACUCUCCCCCUGCUGCUGCUGAAGUAAAAGAGGAGAGCAUGGAGGUGACAUGUGCACCAGAUCAUCUCCCAGAAACAAAGGGACCAACACUGGCUUCUGCUGGAAAGGAGACUCAGGACUCUGACUCUUCAGAGCUGGAGAUGGUGGAGCUCCCCCAGUCUGUACCUAUGGAAGUAGUCAAUUUGGACUCAGAUGAGGAAGAAAGAAACCUUCCUCAAGUCUCCAAGGAGUCUGCUGCUGAGACGGCACAAAGCCAGAACCUUGCAUGUAAUGAGGUCACCUCUACCAGUGAAAUUGACACCAGCAGUGUAGUCACAAGCUGUGAAAGUGCAAAGAAUGUGACUCUGGCAGUUAUAAAAGAGUCCAAAGCAUCUUCCGAAGCAUCAUCAGAUGCUGGUGAAGAGGACAUGCCAACUGAGGGCUCAUUUGAGGGCCAUCAGGAGGCUGUGAAUGGAAUGCAAAUACAUAAUGGUUUGCUGUAUACAUGCUCAGGAGACCGCACCAUACGAGCAUUCAACCUGCUGAGUCGUAAGUGUGUGGCAGUGUUUGAUGGGCACAGCAGUAAGGUGAACUGCUUGGUGGUGUCAUCUGGACCUGGCGUGCCACAGCGACUCUACUCUGGAUCUAGUGACCAAACCAUCCGCUGCUAUAACAUCAAGACCCGAGAGUGUGUGCAGCAGCUCGGCCUCCCUGACCGUGUACUUUGCCUUCAUAACCGUUGGAAAGUGCUGUACGUCGGGCUGGGUAAUGGCUCAGUGGUCACCUUCAGCCUCAAGAACAACAAGCAGCUAGAUGUGUUUGACUGCCACGGGCCACGGGCAGUGAGCUGCUUGGCUACAGCACAGGAGGGAGCUCGGCGUGUGUUACUUGUUGGCUCUUAUGACACCACCAUCAGUGUAAGAGAUGCCAAGAGUGGCCUUCUGCUGCGUACCCUAGAGGGACACACUAAAACAGUCCUCUGCAUGAAGGUGGUGAACGAUCUAGUCUUCAGUGGAUCUAGUGACCAGUCUGUCCAUGCACACAAUAUACACACGGGGGAGCUUGUAAGGGUCUAUAAGGGCCAUAGUCACGCUGUCACUGUGGUGGCCAUACUGGGGAAGGUGAUGGUCACAGCAUGUCUGGACAAGCUGGUCCGUGUGUUUGAGCUGCAGUCUCAUGACAGGUUACAGGUGUAUGGAGGACAUUCAGACAUGGUGAUGUGUAUGGUCAUCCACAAGAGCAUGAUCUACACAGGUUGUUAUAAUGGGAGUGUACAGGCUGUCCGGCUGAACCUACUUCAGAACUACCGCUGCUGGUGGCAUGGAUGCUCGCUGGUCUUUGGUGUAAUGGAGCACCUGCAGCAGCACCUGUUGAAUGACCACACCAGCCACACGCAGCAGACGCUCAAGUGCCGCUGGAAAAACUGUGACUCCUUCUUCAACUCCCGCAACGGCUUCAAACAGGCCGUGCAAGCUCACAUGCAGAAACAUGCAGAGGAGGACAGUAAACUGGAGUCUUAAGGGGUCCUGGAAUUGUCAACCUAGACAGUCCAAAUAACCUCCUCUUCUCCCAUAUUGGGAAGAUCUCAUUUACACCUCAGGAUAGGAGCUUUUUCCUUGUGCAAUCAUUUUUCUAUGUUUAAUCAGAUACCAACAGCUAUCAUUUUAAAGAGAGAGGACAAUUUUCUGUGACAGUUCUAGAUGCCACUUCUGAAUACUGGUGAUUUGUAGGAUUUUAUGUGAAGUAGUCGUUUGUGUAUAGAAACUACAGACAGUGUAGUUUCUGUCAGCAUAUUUUGAAAGAGCACUGCUCAAAGGUUUUUAUUGCUGUCACUUUACUGCUUAGUGGAUAACUUGGAGGCUUUUGGCAUCCAAAGGUUCUUCUCAGUUUUUUAGCUUGUGAAAGUCCUUCUCUUUGAGUGGAGCUGCUGGUAUUCUGAUCAUGCCAGUUGAACCAUUUUCCAGUGGUUCCUUUUAUCCAUGUACACUGUAAUCUUAUCUGUGUCUGAAGAUUGACUACACUGUUCUGUUAGCACAACAUAGGAUAAUUCUGUCAUCUUCGAGGAAAAGAUAACCGAUGUACAGGUAAUGGAUAACAGAUCUCACUUUCUACUCUUUACUCAACUGAUUAUACACAGUAUUAUCAGCUCUGGGAUAUAAUGACCAAAUAAAGACUAAGUAUUGAAAAAGAACUGUGGGGAAAAAUAUACCUGUUAAAAUUGUUGGACAGGCCAGAAGGGUUGUUGCUGCUGCCCCCUCCUGGCUAACAAACACACUUUGUUCAUUACAGUGUAUGGCAUGGGUUCAGGGAUGUUUUUCAUUUGGAGUGUUUUGAGGUUUAAUAGCAUGGUACUCUUGUCUUCUUGAGCAACGAACAAAUUUUUUUUUGUUUCUUUCUUUUGUUUGUUUCUUAAUUUUAAUUUGGUUUUCUUUUUGUUUUCUUUAAACUAGAAGUGUUUUCAGAAGACCCUCUUUUCUUACAAUUCACUCACAGCUCAGAUAAGGACAUUGACUCACAGCUACUCCAUACCAACAAGGUAGAACAACGAGGAUUUUAUGGAAUAUGUUUUCAUAACUUAUUCCAACAUUUUAAAAAUAGUUUUAAAAAUAUUUCUGAAGGGGGUAGUCUUUUUUUCUUCUUUUGUUUUUUCAAAUCUAACCUUCUAAGUGGUUUUCCUUUCUCCACCACUGUUUUGAAAGAUGGUUUCAUAUACACCUAUAUUACGUUUUUGUGAGGUUUUUUUCCUUUCUGAUUUUUUUGUUUUGUUUUGUUUUGUUUUGAUUUUUUUUUUCUUGUUUUCCUUCAUAUUGUGUGGUUGCUCACUGAGGUUAAGACACAGUGGAGGGACUGCCGGUUUGCCGUAACUGAAAGAGUUCUGUUUAAGGAAAUGUAUUUGUUGUGACUGUAACAGGGUCUGAAAUGGCUGGUGUGUGUAACCCAUUGUGGGCAGAAUGUGUGUUUUUUGCCCAAGCAGUACAGUACAGUGCAGUAUUGCUGGUUUGAUUUUUGAUUUUUUUUACACAGUGAUUCUCAUAUAAUUGAGAGAAUUCUGCAUGGGCUCUGCCCUUUUGUGAUUUAAAUUUUUUUUACAGAUAUUUAUAUGGAUGUGGUUGGAUGUGCAUGCAGCCUAACACACUUUUGACUGAAGAGGUGUGUGUGUUUGUGUGUGUGUGUGUAAUGCAAGUUGUUAAAGUGGUUAAUGUGAUAGGUGUUUUAUGGAGUGGCAAGCAUAAUGCCAGAACCCUUCUCCCAUGCCAUAGUACUCAGCCAUGCUGGCAACACACAGAACCACACCUAGUAAUAAAUUACAGCUAGCUGUCUUCAUUUCAGCAACAUAACUUUGAACAUUUAUAAACAUUUUAAAAUCUUUUCUUAAAGUCUGUGCCACAAUAAGCUAUAUUUUAACAUUACCCGAUUCUCUAAAGAAUUUUUGAUAUUAUUCCAGAAUGUGGAGAUUUGGGUUUGUUUUAUUUUUUUCGGUUCGAGUCACCAGUUUUUCACUCCCUUGAUCCCAUUUACAGUGUGUCCUUCUCUGUAUAAGCAGUGUGUAGCCUUUGGGGCAGUUUGUCAACCUCUUAUCUGGCCUUCUCAAAGUUGCUUUGUUUUUGUUUGUUAAAUUCCACUGAAUAUCUUGUUAUAAUAAAAAUACAUUUACAGUUUUGUCAA